Panicum virgatum (switchgrass) is the source of this 2223-nucleotide messenger RNA. RefSeq lists its product as uncharacterized. The transcript is spliced from 4 exons. Bases 578 to 1180 code for a protein of 200 amino acids. NCBI's taxonomy places the organism in Eukaryota, Viridiplantae, Streptophyta, Magnoliopsida, Poales, Poaceae. The record is from RefSeq and is a predicted model, not a curated record.
GUGAUGGAUCUGCAACCAAGUUUUUUAGAAGUAGCGCUGCAGAUAAAACUAGUCAGGGAACUGGUGGAACGAAGAAGCUUGUGACUGCUCUCUGUUUUAAGGUGCUUUCCGUGUAGAGGCGCUUUCAUCAGACCAAAAGUAUGGAUAAUGUGAAUGAAGGAAUGUGCAGAGUUUCCAUAGGACUAUCAAAGUAACGUUACUGAAUGCAUUGUUUACGGUCGAAAUGGCUAGAUCAGAGGCGGAAAACGGCGAUCCUGAAUCAUCUCAUAAUAGUCACUGACGGAACAAAAAAGAUUCACUUGGACGGUGCCUCAUGCAUGAUCUUAAGAAUUCUGAGCGCGGAACCCUAAACUCCCACUACUGCUGAAUUCUGAGCGCGGCGAUGGACUUCUACUCCGACAAAUCGGACCCAGACAUCGACGAGGACCCGCGGGAGACCUCGACGUGCUGCGCCGCUCCUGCAUCCUAUCUGUGGCCGACCCAGACGCCGUAGUCGCGCAGUUCUCCUGUGCCUGCCUCACUGGGCCCUCCACCCCCGCCCUCGCCGCGGCGACGACCCCGACGGCGGUGGGUGGCAAUGGCCUCUCCUCGGACAACGAUGAGCAGGAGGGCGAGGACCUGGCCCUUGUUCGCAUCAUCCGCAAGAACCUCCACCGAGUCAACAAGGCCUCGCCGGCCUCCUCGCUGCCGCCGGGCGACGCCCCGGGGGGCGGCGACACCUCCUCGCCACGCUCGAUCUGCACGUGGCCGCCGUCUGACACGGAAGAGGAUGAGGACGAUCUCAAGACGCUCCUCGCCAUCUAGCGCCGCUUCUCGCACUACCACUCCGGUCAUUGUGUAUGUUCGUCCCUGCACCAAGGAGGAUGCCCACCAUCUGUUCGUUGAAAUGCUCAAGCUGUGGACAUGCUGCAGCAUCACGUCCUCUUGGCACACCCCACGAUGCCAUCGCAAACACAUGGAGAGAGCGCAGGGUAGAUUGAAGAACAGAUGCAUGCCAGAUGGGUCGACAUUGGUGCCCUUUGUGUCGAUGGGUAUUUGUGCUUUUCGGGAACCAUCAUCAUCUUGUGGUUGGACAUUGAGGGAUUGCCAGGUAUUCCAUCUUGCCCUCCAUGUGAACCCUUCUGAUUCCGUUGAUCAAAUCUUGCUCAUAAAAAUCAAAAUUUUCUCCAUUGAUUUGUGACUACAUGGAAUCUGAUUUGGAUGCACAAAAAUGUGCCCUACUUCAUUACGAUUUUUAUUUGUCACUGAAAAUGGAGAUGCAUUUAUUUAGUCCAUAUUCGGUCAUAAUGGAAGAAAUGGUGAUAAAUUGAAAUGGAUCUUCAGUGUCAUAUCACAAGUUACUGGCCAUACUUAUGUGUCUAGAUUGCACAUCAAGUUCAUUACAUCAAUCCAUUCAGUUUUCUGUCUGAUUGAUGUCACUUCCUUCACUAGAUAUCAAAAGAAGGAAGAUGCCACAAUGAUCAGUACUAUUAUGAUAGCUAUCAAUCAUCCAUACUUUUUUUUUUUGCAUGGUGUAAUUUAGUAACCGAUCAUCCAUGACUGGACUGUAGUUUAGUAAGCCAAACAAGCAGCUUUUUGCAGGUUGUACAAGGGAAUGAAGAAAAAGGAGGAGAUUUGGCAGUAAAAUCAGUUUCUCGAUCUCACUAGCGAGGUCGUGUGUGUUUUGUGAAUGCUCUGCUAUCGAGUUCUAAUGGUGAUUGCAGUGUGGUGCUUGCAGAUUUUCAGGGACAACGAGGGGCAGUAACUUGCAAGCGAUUCGCAUGAACAGCUGCUGAUCUACAUCCCCUUCAUGCAUGUGUGUUGGGGCUAGAUUGGUGCCCAAUUGACAGGUUUAGUUGAGUGGGUAUGCUUUCGGUAUGCAACUCAAGGGCACAGACAUAUUGUCAUAUUGACGAUAAGGGAAAGGAGAUUUGCGAGGAAGCUGCUUAAGGGCCAUGUUACCUUUAUCCAUGUCCAUUCUGCUCCACGAUUGGACAUCUUGCUUAUGCUUUUCCUCUAACCACCUAUUGGCCUAUUGAACAAUCAUGAAGAUAACAUAUCAAAGUUAUGUAGCCACGACGUGGCCUUGCCACAGCAAGAGAUUGUGUGAAUAAGAUGGUUGCCAAACUUUUUGGGCAUUCGGCUGACACUCUUACUGAUUGUUAACUGAUUGAUGGCUUGUAGCCAAUUGUACAUGUACACAUCGCGGGCGUAAAUGAAAUUAAAAUCAGGAUUGCUUGUGCC